AUGGACCGGCCUGGGGCUGACGUGUGGGCCACCACCUUCCACCAGCUGAUGGCUGAGAGGAAGCCUCAGGACACUUGGGUGCUGCUCCCUGAGGACAGCCUGGUGGCUGGCCGCCUGGACCACGGCUGUUUCCAGUACCGCCUGAAGGGGCGUGCAAGGUUCCAGUGUAUGCGUUGCUCGUGGGUCUGGGGCUCGGCCCAUGUGCAAACCCUCUUCCAUCUGUGCUGGGAUGAGGACAGCCGCCAGGGGCUGGUGAAGAUGCGUGUCUGGGGCCCAAGGUGCAAGCUGUGCCCUCCAGGUGCCUCUGGGGACUGCCAGGUGAGUGCCCCAAGCACAUACCCCUUCCUCAGCAAGCUGGCCCUACAUGUCCUACGCAGGUGCUAUGGUGAGAACCCCGGCCCUGACCAGUGUCCAGGCUUCUACUGCAAGGCUCCCAGCGACAGCCUGAGGUCCUGCGAGGCCUGCAGCUUGGGCGUCUGCUUCCUGCAGAAGGUGCCAGGCUUCACACCUGCUCCAAGAGCCAUCUGGGGCAGCUGCAGCACGUACAGCGGCAUGGGCCUCACCAUCAGUGCCUCCAGCGGUGAGGGCAGUGUCCUGCGCAGAACACAGCUGCUGGCCUUCGACAGCAGGCCCAUGGUCAAGAGGUCCAGGGGCAGUGACCUCUACAACAUGCACCAGGGCGGCUUCACCGUCCCACUUUCUGUGUCUGGAUUCAUCAGGAACCCGCUCACGGAGAGCAGCCACUUCUUUAGCAGGGGUGAAGGUGUCAUCACCAUCCCUUUCUCCUUUGCGGAUGGGAGCAAGGACGAGGGUCCUGUUGCCAAUGGCAGCAGCUGUGUCCCCACUGAAGAUGGCUCUGUGCCAGCCACUGACACCAGAGCUCCGGUCACCAUCGGCAAGGGCUCCCUUUUUCUUUCUGCCAAUUCCAUGGCCAUGCCUGAAGGCAAGGGCAUCCCGGUGAACAUCAAAGCCCCGAUCUUCCACGGCAAAGGCCUCUUAACCAGCAGCAUGGAGAACAAUGGCUAUGAGCUCAAGGGCUUUAUCUUCCAAGGCAAAGGAUCUCUAUCUGACCCAGUCAACGUCGCCAAAGUACAGGGCCUUGUCUCCAACAGUGAUGGCGCCACUACCAAUGGAGAGAGCUCAGUGCUAGUGUCUUAUAUUGUUGGCCUCAUGGCCAAUGGUGAGGGCUCCAUCACCUUCCCCUUGUCGUUCAUCAACAUCAUUGAAGGCAAGGACUCCUUCCCUGAUACUGAGGGUGCCAUCACCUUCCCCUUCAUCUUUGCUAAUGGCGCCAAAAACCAGGACUCUUGCAUUGACAUCACCAAAGACAAAGGGAAGGAAAAUGGAGGCAACGGUCCUGCCACUCCUGGUGAUGACCCCCUUCCAGAGACCAACGCUGGGGGCCACAUCACCAGCGAUGAGCGUGCCAUCACCUCCUCUGAUGACAUCAAAGACAACAACUCUUCCACUGACACCACCAAAGAUAAAGGCAAGGAUAAUGUCAGCAAUGGCCUUCUCACCACCAGUCAUGACCCCUGUCCAGAAUCCAGUGCUUGUGGCCCCAUCACCAGUGAGGAGACUGUCACCUAUUUCUCUACUGACGAUGUCCAAGAUAAGAACUCUUCUGCUGAUACCAUGGAAGGCAAAGAGAAGGAAGAUGGAGGCAAUGCCCUAGCCACCACUGGUCACGACUCCCUUCUGAAGACCAGCACCGAAGGUCCCAUCACCUUCAGUGAGGGCUCCAUCACCAUCCCCUUUUCAGUCUUCAAUAUCAUUAGACACAAGGGCCUCAGCUCCAGCUCCAGUGCCAGUGGUCUCCAGAGCAAUGGCAUCCUGCCCUGUGGCUACUCCAAGAAGAAGCGCUUGAGGUCCCGGUUCAGCAAAUCCAGCUGUGGGUCCCGGAGGGAUGAAGACUUCUGCUUGGCCAACCCCAGGCAUGGGUCUCAUGGUGAACCUUAUGAAGACGUCUGGAUCUGGGUCUCAAUGACCAUCUGUGUCCUCUGGCUGAUGUGCAUGUACAAGCUGAGCCCCAGCAUCUUCCAGCAGCAAGCGUGA
Orycteropus afer afer is the source of this 2055-nucleotide messenger RNA. It is a transcript of the gene RTP5, whose product is annotated as receptor transporter protein 5 (putative). Gene Ontology annotation, biological process: protein targeting to membrane; protein insertion into membrane; detection of chemical stimulus involved in sensory perception of bitter taste. The record is from RefSeq and is a predicted model, not a curated record. Bases 1 to 2055 code for a protein of 684 amino acids. The transcript has 3 exons. Gene Ontology annotation, molecular function: olfactory receptor binding. NCBI's taxonomy places the organism in Eukaryota, Metazoa, Chordata, Mammalia, Tubulidentata, Orycteropodidae.